AGUAUUCCUGAAGAAAGCUUGUAUGUGAAAUGUAACGGGCGACUGGUUAAUGAUGAAGAUGUACUGCAGAAUGGAGCUGUUUAUAGUCUGGAACCAAGGCUUUGUGGUGGAAAAGGAGGGUUUGGAUCAAUGCUACGAGCACUCGGUGCUCAGAUUGAAAAGACAACAAAUAGAGAGGCUUGCCGAGAUCUCAGUGGAAGGAGACUUCGAGAUGUCAAUCAUGAAAAAGCGAUGGCUGAAUGGGUGAAGCAGCAAGCAGAACGGGAAGCAGAAAAAGAGCAAAGGCGCUUGGAAAGGCUGCAGCGGAAACUUGCAGAGCCAAAGCACUUUUUCACAAAUCCAGACUACCAGCAGCAGUGUCAUGAAAUGGCUGAGCGACUAGAAGAUUCAGUCCUUAAAGGAUUGCAGGCUACUUCAAGCAAAAUGGUGUCACCAGAAAGUGGCAAUAGUCGGAAGCGUCCAGGUGAAUCUGCAACGAAUGGAACAAAACCUCGAAAAAGAAAAUGUUUUUGGUUGGGAUUGGAAGGAUUGGAUGACAGUGACAGUUCGGAUUGUGAGGAUGACAGUGAAGAUGACUCCCCUCGUGCAUCUGACGGAAGUUGUCCAUCAGGCAGCAGAUAUAGUGAAAACGCUGGAAAUUCAAAUGAAUGUUCAGGCAGCUCUGUGGAUUCAGUAGGGGAUAGUCCAGCUGCCAGUGCAACUGAGAAACCACUGGAGCAGCCAGAAGGUACUGGAAGAGAUCUGCAAAGAGAGACGCACACAGAUGGGCAGACUGAAAUUCCAUCUGAGGAAAGUAGUAAAAUGACAAAGCCCCUGCAGGAAGAGGCCCAAGAAAAGAAUGAAGCAACCCAAGCUCUGAAAGAAGAGCAGCAAAAAAAUGUUUCUUCUAAGGCACAGGAAAUGAACCAGUUACAGAGCACAGAGAUAGAACCAAUAGAUCUACUGGCAUUCAACUCUGCUGCUGAAAUGGAAGCCCUGGGUUUAGAUAAACUGAAGAUGCAAUUGAUGUCUUUAGGACUGAAAUGUGGAGGCACUUUAAAGGAAAGAGCAGCAAGGCUUUUUUCAGUGAGAGAUGGAAAAAAAUCACCUGAAUGUUUUCUGGAAAAUGUGUAUGACACAGUCAUCACCUAUUUUAAGAAAAAUAGCAGUCCUUUCUUAGCUUUAUAUUGAAUCUCCUGUAAGGUGUAUUCCAGUUAG
Molecule: messenger RNA, 1197 nt
Organism: Pterocles gutturalis (yellow-throated sandgrouse)
Lineage: Eukaryota; Metazoa; Chordata; Aves; Pterocliformes; Pteroclidae
Gene: SDE2
Product: SDE2 telomere maintenance homolog (S. pombe)
Cellular component (GO): nucleus
Source: RefSeq, a predicted model, not a curated record